Molecule: messenger RNA, 3863 nt
Organism: Mya arenaria
Lineage: Eukaryota; Metazoa; Mollusca; Bivalvia; Myida; Myidae
Exons: 3
Coding region: 398-3055 (885 amino acids)
Source: RefSeq, a predicted model, not a curated record
UGCACGCAAUGUUUCAUACGCAAAGACAUGUCACCAAGCCUCUUCUUCAUUUCAAAGCAUGGACAUAACGCUGCCAUACACAGACUCAAACAGCGCUUUUAAGACUAACUCGUCAACAUAAGAAACACUUUAUAAAACGGAUAUACAUCUUAAUUAAAAAGGUGACAAAGUUCAUUAAUUAAAUAUUAAAAUCAAUAUUUAAAUAUUCAUUUUAAGCGCGAACUGAGACAACGUGCGAUACGUCGUUUGAUAAACCUUGGUGUUACGUGACCUCGUGAGCAUUAACGUAAAGACAUAACCUUAGCUCAGCUUCCGUAAUCCAGCAGUCGUCAGUUAGGCUUCCAAGGCGGUGGACUUAUUUGAAGAAGCAAAGGGGCUGUGAAUUAGAAUUGCAAAGAUGUGCUCACUACUUCUGGCGUUCACAGUAUUCAGUCUUAUCUGUUUGGUACAAGCGGCUUUCCCUCCACACUUUAUUCCACCGGGACAUUUUGGACAUCCAAUGGGGCCUCACCAUAUGAUCGGACCCUUCCCUAUACCCCAUCAUGGACCUCCACACCCUGGACAUAUGGAGGGCGGAUUUCAGGGUCCGGCUCAUCCAAACAAGUUUCUGCCUAUGUUCCAUCCUAAACAUAUGGUCAACGACUUUGGGUCAUUAGCUCCAAGUCCAAAGUUCCUUAAGUCGAAAUAUAUAAAAGGGCCUCCUCGCAGGCCUCUGGGGAAGAGUCACCCAUCGAAAAGGGAUAGAAAGAUUUUAAUCAUACGCAGGAGAGGCUUGGAUGGGCCGCCUCAACCCAUAAUCGAUAAAUUCAGCCGACCCGAUAGGAUAGGUGUCCCAGAUCAACCCGAUACGAGAAUCUUUCAGGAUCAACCCGAUAGGAGACUCUUGCCAGAUCGAUCCGAUAGGAGAAGCUUUCCAAAUCGACCCGACAGGAUAAGCUAUCCAGAUCGACCUGACAGGAUAAGCUAUCCAGAUCGACCUGACAGAAGAAGCUUUCCAGGUAGACCUGACAGGAUAAGCUAUCCAGAUAGACCCGAUAGGAGAAGCUUUCCAGGUAGGCCCGAUAGGAUAAGCCUACCAGAUAGGCCCGAUAGAAUAAGCUUUCCAGAUAGGCCCGAUAGGAGAAACUUUCCAGAUAUGCCCGAUAUGAGAAGCUUUCCAGAUAGACCCGAUAUGAGACGCCUUCCAGGAGGAGACUUUGGAAGAGAUAUGAGAGGACGCUUAUCGGGUGUACAAAGAGAUGCUAUCGGUGGUAGAAGUUUUGACAGAAAUGGUAACGACUGGAGUGGACGCGACAGGAAUAGCAGAGACAGGGGCCAAACUGGCAACCGAAUCUACAGGAACCCCCGACCUGAGCCCAGAAUGAAAGAGGUCAUCGAUACCAGCAACAGAGUUAGGAUUGCGGAGAAUUCUCUUGCUGAUAGAAAUGAUAUAAAUCGAAAUAAUGGAAACACAAAUAAUAGAAACAUAGAGCCGUUUAACAGAGGUAAUAACAGAAAUGAGAGAAAUCUAAAUAAUAAUGCAAAUAAUAAUGGCAAAGGAUUGACUGACAUAACAUUUAACAGAAAUGAGAGAAAUCACAAUAACAAUGCAAAUAAUAAUGGCAAACGAUUGACUGACAUGAAUUUUAACAGAAAUGAGAGAAAUUUAAAUAAUAAUGCAGAUAAUAAUGGCAGGAAAUUGGCUGACAUAAAUUUUAACAGAAAUGAGAGAAACUUAAAUGAUAAUGCAAAUAAUAAUGGCAAAAUAUUGACUGACAUAAUUUUUCACAGUAAAGACAGAAGUUUAGAUAAUAAUGCAGAUAAUAACGGCAGAAGAUUGACUGAAAUAAAUUUUCACAGCAAAGACACAAAUCUAAAUAAUAAUGGCAAAAGAUUGACUGACACUCGAGAUAAUAACAGAAAUUCUAAAAACCCACUGGGUGAAAAGUUAGAUGCUGGUAGAAAUCGAAACUCUAGACCUAAUGUUGAACGGCCAAACAAUAAUGGUGGGUCAGGUAAACUGUCUGGUCGCACAUUAGAUUUCUCUGGAUCUCCUAACUUAAGACCUGACAUAGUGGUAAAUGAGAGUCCGAACCGGAUAGCGGAUAUUGCACCAGGACAAGCACCAAUGUCGGCAGAAUUAAUUGACGUACCCGUUGAUGUAUCAAGAAACGCUGAAAGCAAUAACCAUAAUUUGGUAGGAAAACCGCUUGUCCAUUUACCUCAGGUUGCAAACUUGGAAAAGGCUCUUGGAGGCACUGUUGUUGAUCUGACAGGUAUAUCAAACGCUAUAGACGGACCGGUAUCAGUAGAGACUGCUCCUACUGCACAGGACAAUAGCGCGGUGUACCCUCCACCGCCUACUCAUUCUGCCUCUCCGAGCCCAUCAAAUAAUAAUGAUCACGGUCCUGAACACACUGUCGUAGGAGAGACCUUGUUAGACAAGACACUUCGCAACAGCAAUAACGAUGUGGUUAUAAUUGAUGUCGCGGGACAAUAUGAUCCACUUCGUCCUGACAGCGUAGUUGAUUUAACAGGCACAAAUAACGCUAUAUAUAAUCCAGGGGUUGAGGACGGGAACGUCGAUGUCGUAACUCUCGACAAUGCUGCUUUCAUAAAAUUGGAGCAGGCCAUUGCAUCUGGUCAAGAAAUAAACGCAGCUCUUCUAGACCAGCUGAUAGGAGGAGGAACAAGCGGCAUUGGUGCAGCGGCAUCCACGCCUGGUAGCGCAAUAGCUGGGACUCCAGACAUCUUUGUAAUCGACACUAAUUCUGGUGAGCCUCUAUCAGAAGUGCACACACAAAUCGACAUAUCGGGAUCAGUUUCGUCGCCUCCGUCAUCAUCAUCCUCCUCCACACAUACACAGACAGAAAUAUCUGCCCCCCAUGGCCCUGACGGGCACAGCCCCGUCGGCAAAGUUGGAGAUUCUGUUGGGUCUAUUGCUGUCGGUGAAAGAGAGGUUAUGUCGUUAUUUAGCAUGCCGGGAAAACACACGUUUCCAGAUGUCCCAGCAAGCGUUUCAAGCAUCCCGAAGUCAAUAGGACAGAGAAUGCACAAUUCACAUGGUGCUCAUUAAUUGAGUGACUAUCAUUGUGAUUUCCCAUCCGUGCAACCUGAUUUUGAGCCAGUAUUAUAAUGUCAUUGACGGAAUAGGGAACCAAGCCGAGAUAGACGUGCCAAGUACGACACCCAAUAUGAUCAGAUAUUCAAGUGGACCUCUGUUUACUUCAAUUGAAAUAAACGCACAAUGAAGGACAGCAUGGGUAAAAUAUUUAGUAUCGUGUAUUCCAAGUGGACUAAUGCCUGCGAUAAUCAGAACACUAAAAAAGUGAUGUUUGUGGCCAUAUUGCUGGCGUAAAUCUAACGCAUGAAAACGUAUCCACAAGAUUUAAUUGAGUGUACACUUGUAUAUAUAUAUUAAACGUAUAAAAGUCUUACCCUAUAAAACAACGUCAGCUUGUUUAACAUCGUUCAUUCAUCUGUACAAAAGCAAUGCAUACUGUUUUUCUUACGAAACCUAGACCUCCCUGUGAAAUGGGGCGCAGUAACAAGUCUUUGCGCCGCGAUUUGCCACUUUGGGAGCGAGGAGAAUAAACUGAUUUCACAACUAUAGCAUAAUACUGUCAAUGUGUUUUUUCUGAGAAAUAUAAAAAAGGCUAUAAAAGUCGUCUCUUGAUGACAAAAAAAAACAUAAUUUAGUUUUUGCUUCCACAACGCUGUCAUUGUGAAAAGUCUGAGUGGGCGUUUAUGGUUAAAAUUCGUUUUCGCUAAAAACAUUCUGUUUAUUGUUUUCGCUACUACCAAUUGCUUAUUAUAUUGUUAAUGUUAAUUUAUUGAAAUAUUAUCUGAUGUAUUUUAUGACUUAAUAAAUCGUAACCUUUUUA